AUGUCAUCAUCUCAUAUCAACCUAGUUGAUGAAGUAAUCAUGAUGCAACUUUUUUUUAAUGAAAAACAACGAUUGUUGAAAAGAAUUCACAUAAAACUGCAAUGUUCUAACUUUGGCGUCAUACAUGAGCAACUUUUAUUCGAGAAAGCUUUCACAAAACUAGCAGAUUUUGAUAAUUUGUCUGAAAUAAAAGAGUAG
Clunio marinus is the source of this 198-nucleotide messenger RNA. The record is from the annotation of a GenBank genome assembly. Lineage: Eukaryota; Metazoa; Arthropoda; Insecta; Diptera; Chironomidae.